Molecule: messenger RNA, 3377 nt
Organism: Megalobrama amblycephala (Wuchang bream)
Lineage: Eukaryota; Metazoa; Chordata; Actinopteri; Cypriniformes; Xenocyprididae
Gene: fbxw8
Product: F-box and WD repeat domain containing 8
Exons: 11
Coding region: 1209-3095 (628 amino acids)
Cellular component (GO): preribosome, large subunit precursor
Molecular function (GO): protein binding
Source: RefSeq, a predicted model, not a curated record
UACAUAGUUCUCACUGGCAUUGGAACACCAGGAAAUUUUACACCGGAUAGGUUUAAAAGUUUUAUUUAUUUAUUUAUUUUUAACAAAAGUAGUGUUAAAAUGUCAUAAAAAAGGAAUAGAAUAAACAUAGAAUAAAAAAGCUCAUAAAAAAUUUAUAGAAAUCAUGGUUGUAAAAUCCCGAUAUUCCAAAAUGCAUCAGACAAAUAAUACCACUGAACUCAUGUAAAUAUUCCAUUCUAUUCCAUAUAUAAAAUGAGUAUUAUGAGUAUUAUUUGUCUGAUAAAUUUUACUGAUUAUGACAUGCAUAAAACAUGUCCCCACAACCUGAUAUUUAUAAAAAUUGUUAUAAGAAUUAAUCAUUUUUCAUCAUGAAGAUCCUUUAUUUCACCUGCUACAAGUUCAGCAUUGCAGUUAGUAAUUUUGAAAAAAUAAUUUCAGUAAUUUUGCUCAUAUUUUCUGUCACAAUCAUAUCAGUGUUGCUCACACAAGUAAUAAAAGGGAUUUGAUUUACCAAAUUUCAUGAAAAUCCUAUUAGCUGCAGAAACAACAAAACUAAAUACUGCGUUUAAUACAUGUAACAAAAUAUGAAUUCAAUAUAAACCAGUAGUGCCAAUUCAUUCUUUCAGUAUAUUUGUCAAUAGUUAUAACAAUAGGCCUACAUAAUUUAAUUUGUCAAUAUAAAUGACACAGUUAUGUAUAUCUGACCCAUAUUUAGUGAUAAACACACAUUUAGUAAGAAUUAGUUAAUGGAAGAAGCAGGAGAUGCUGAAAUAAUCCAAAAUAAUGAUGCCUUUAUGCUUCCAUGUUGAAGCCUUUCUCUCAGACUUCAGUAAUCAGUGAUGUAACAUAUUCUUUGCUUCAGACAAACAUGUAGAAUAGAGCAGACGUCUAUCUUAUACACGUGUAGUUUUAUGCGUAAUAUAGCGCGUGCAGGAUUUUUUGCAGCUGAUGCUCGAAAUGCUGUCUAUGUAGACAGCUCACUAGUCUCUGAGACACAGCCAUUGUCUUUUGUUGUAAAUAAUUGUUCCUUUGGUUGGGUGAGGAAUAUGCGCCAUGCGGAACACUUUACGUGAACAUGAUGUUCCAGCCGAGGCCAUUUCGCGGUCGGAUCACUGUUUGUUUUGAUGGCAACAGCGGUAUUCCACAAGGCUUGCGUAUGAAUAUGACAUUUAGAAAUAUGAAUGAAAAAACAACGUGAUUAAAAGGGAAUGGACGAGGAUGAGCUUUUGGCCUUUCGAGAGCGCUGGAAACAGGAGUUAAAGACAAACCCCAAGACAUCCGGUAAAGACAAAGAGGGAUAUUUUGGGCAUCUCAGUAAAGACAGUUCAUCUGUUCACCAAAGCACUAGCUUUUGGGAGAAGCAGAGCAAUGCGUCCCAGCAAAGUCAGCCAACAGCAAAAGACCAGCCGGAGUACGUGUCGAUCGCCGAGGGUUUGUUGGACGGCAGAAGCAGUCCACUGCUGGACAGAAUCGAGCAGGAGAGAACGCGCAGGAAGCGCGCUCCCGACAGCGACGCGCUCAACACAGACGCGCGCCCCAAAAAAGAAAACAAGUGCCAGAAACUGCUUGAGCAGUUCCUUCAGGACCUGAAUGAGGUGAAUGACAUCCCAUUCUUUGAUGUGGAGUUGCCCUAUGAGCUGGCGCUAAAGAUUUUCCACUUCCUGGGCAGAACGGAUCUAGGACGAUGUGCUCAGGUGAGUAAAUCCUGGAAGGUGCUGGCUGAGGAUGAAGUCCUGUGGCAUAGAUUGUGUCUGGAGGAAGGUUAUAACAAUGGGGCAAGUAUCUCUGACUCCCCCUGCUGGAAAAGCAUGCUCAGAGACUGUCGCAACACAGAGAAUGGGGUCAAGUCAAACUGGAAGAAUCGUGUUGGAUCCAUUCGUCACCUGCAGUACGAGUUAGGAAAGGUGUUGUGUGAUGUCAGUUCCUGUGAUGGUCUUGUUAUUGCUGGCUACACUUCUGGGGAUGUCCGGCUGUGGGACACUCUUCACUGGGACAAAUCAUACCUGCACACCACACAUUCCAUCAGAGAUGAAACCCCUGCACCUUACGUUAGUCAUGUACGUGUCAAUAAGACUGUAGCUACAGCUGCUUAUGAGAAUGGGUGUGUAGAUGUGUGGAGCACUGAAACCGGUCUUGAGCCCAUUCACCAGUACCAGCACCUACGUAGGGUUCAUGCACUGGAUCUAAGUCAUGACAGUCCGGCUUUGGCCUCUGUAUCAGGACCAGAUGUGCGGGUGGACGCACCAGAUGAGAAGGGCUACUGGAGAUCAAGAUGUCUCGUUCAGUUACCGACGCCUGUAGAUGGGGUAUCGGUGGUGCCAGGGAGACGGGAUUUCCCUUUGGUCACAGUAUGGGCAGGUGAGAGUGUUUACCUGCUGGAUUCCAAAUGGAAGGAAGAACAGGAGCCAAGAAUUCUUCACUAUGUGUACGGCCAUCCAGUGACCUGUGUGGACGUGUCACCCGGCAGAGCUGCACUGGGGAUCAAGAGCUGCGGAUGGGGCAUGAAUGACGGGGGCAACAAGAUUCAGGUGUACAGCCUGGAGACCAGCCAGUGUGAGCUGACCGUCGGGAACUCGGCAGGAGACUUCACCUGCGUCAACCUGAGAGACAGCCCUCCUCACCUGCUGGUGUGUGGGAACAAAGACAGGCGAGUGAGAGUGUUUGACUUGCGUACUGGCUCCUCAGUCGUCUCUUUAUAUGCCCAUCACAUGGGCGUGACCACCGUCCAGGCAGAUGAUUGGAAGGUUGUGAGCGGAGGUGGCGAGGGAUUGGUCAGUGUGUGGGAGAUGAGGAUAGGAGCCAAACUCUGGGAAAUGCAUAACAGGCACCCGGUUCGCCACAUACGGUUCAACAGCAGCACUCUGGUGACGGCCAACAUCCCUGAUGAGAAGAACCCUCGCGGGGCUUGUAUCACAGACGAUGACCUCACCGCUCACCGCAGAUACAGAGGGCUGAUCUGUCACUACGACUUCUCAAUGGACUCAUCUACACAGGAUCACAUUCUGCCCAUCUGUAGGUCCAACUACACAGAGUCCUCUGGCUACAGCUAUAACAUUGGCUUGGCGAUGCCUUAUGACAUACUGAAGGGCCCUUAGAUUGGCAUCUGAUACACUGUGCUUUUGGGGCAAGUUGGACUGGAAAGAUUGAAUUUGCUAUUUUAAGAUGAUCUGGGGGCAUAUUUCUUAAAGCUAAUUCUUUAUUUAACCAUAAUUUGUGUAAAUUCAAAACUUUGGAUGACACAUUAAGAUGUGUUUGAGGACUAGAAUUACUAGAUCUUUGUUUUUAUAAAUUGUAUCAUGUUCUGUCCUUGCACAUUUUAGCAUAUAAUACUAUUAAAUUAUCAUCUGAGAAGAUGAAAUACAAUCAUACAACAUUAA